UGAUAACAUCAACUCACGCUAAACUUUGCGACCAAAAUGAACAAACGCCUAGUAUUUUUGUUCACAAUUGUCAUCUUAAAAGUACAAGCAACGUAUUCUCACAAUUCAUGUGAUUCGCGCUGUCCAGACACUAGUGGAUAUGUGCUAAACUGUGCUUUAAACAAACCUGGUUAUUUACUUCAUCAAAAACAAGCCGUAUCGCAACUUCAGUGCUUCGACUAUUGUCUGCGACACCCAAAUUGUCACGUUUAUAACUUCAAGAAAGGAAGCUCAUCUUGCGAGUUGUUUGGCGGACUGUGGUCUUUUGACGACGGUAACCUACUCGUUGCGCAGCCGUCAACAGUGUUUUCCUGGAUGGGAAGGGACCAAUAUACUUUGUGGACGAUGCCAACUUGUAAGGAAAACACUUGUCAAGAUAUGCCAUCAUCUUCAAUUGGGUAUUGCAAAAAACCUUUGGAUAUGGCAUUCCUCAUUGAUACUUCCGUCUCAACUGUUGGAGCAUUGAACCUGUCAAAGAACUUUAUAGCUAAAGUAUCAGAAAAGUUUGAUCAAAGCCAAGAGUACGCCAAGAUAGGCAUUGUAGAAUAUAAUACGAACGCCGUUUCAACUUUUACCUUCAACAACUUUACAUCGUCAAUCAAGUUUCAAAGGUUCUUGGAUAGUGUUGCACUAGGACAUGGUAAAACCAGAUACGACAGGGCACUCUUCAAAGCAGAAAGCGAGCUAUUCUCCAGUCAGGGGGGAGCAAGGCCCUUUGCACAUAGGGUAGUAGUCCUGAUAACCAAUAGUGGUCUGCAUGAGAAUGCCGAAAAUGUUCAUUCRAUCAAUUCUUUGAAAGAGUCCUUUAAAAAGAAAUGCGUUGCAUUGUUCGCCGUAGGUAUAAGUAGUCCGGGGAAAGAAGCGGCCGCAGAAGUCGUGGACCACAAUACCAGCCGUUUGAUACAAGAGGAUUACUUUAAUUAAAGAUCUUGAUGGUCAUGCUGACAACUUUGCCAGCAAAAUUUGUACAGCUCUUUCAUGACUCGUCAAGGGUUUGCUUCCUUCAUUGUAAAWAAUAAAUUAAUCGCAGCACAUUUCAUGAAUGUAGAAAUUGUCUUKAACGGUCAUAAAAAGUGGAUUGUCUUGGUCAGAGGUUAGGCUAACUCAAAACACUCAACAAGAACAUCACUCAGAUUCAGGUUGAUUGCCGGAAGUAUCUGGUACUGAUAGCUUGACAAAAUCUUCACACUGACUGAACAUCACGAUAACUCGUCUCCUUAUCCUUAGGAAGGGGGGGAAUGAAUAAAUACUGACACUAUACUGUAUAUUUACAAUAAUCAGAUGCACAAAUAUUCUCGUCACAGUCUUU
Molecule: messenger RNA, 1348 nt
Organism: Exaiptasia diaphana
Lineage: Eukaryota; Metazoa; Cnidaria; Anthozoa; Actiniaria; Aiptasiidae
Product: matrilin-2
Exons: 4
Coding region: 37-963 (308 amino acids)
Source: RefSeq, a predicted model, not a curated record